UGCCUGAUUUGAAAUUUCAGGAGGGGGUUCCUGAGGAAACUGAUGACUUUGGCGAGUUUCGGAUGCGGGUAUCAGACCUGGUGAAAGAUUUGAUUUUCUUGAUUGGGUCUAUGGAGUGUUUUGCUCAGUUAUAUUCUACUCUGAAAGAAGGCAACCCACCCUGGGAGGUGACAGAAGCGGUUCUCUUUAUCAUGGCUGCUAUAGCAAAGAGUGUUGAUCCGGAGAACAAUCCAACAUUGGUGGAGGUCCUAGAAGGAGUCGUUCGUCUCCCAGAGACUGUCCAUACAGCCGUGCGAUACACCAGCAUUGAGUUGGUUGGAGAAAUGAGCGAAGUGGUUGAUCGAAAUCCUCAGUUCCUUGACCCUGUGUUGGGCUAUUUGAUGAAAGGCCUAUGUGAAAAGCCUCUGGCUUCUGCUGCAGCCAAAGCCAUUCAUAAUAUUUGCUCUGUCUGUCGAGAUCACAUGGCUCAGCACUUUAAUGGACUCCUGGAGAUUGCUCGUUCUCUUGACUCCUUCAUGUUUUCUCCGGAAGCUGCAGUGGGCUUGCUAAAAGGGACAGCUCUUGUUCUUGCCAGAUUACCGUUGGAUAAGAUUACUGAAUGUCUUAGUGAACUAUGUUCUGUUCAGGUUAUGGCAUUGAAAAAGCUGUUGUCUCAGGAGCCCAGCAAUGGCAUAUCCUCAGAUCCCACUGUGUUCUUAGAUCGCCUGGCAGUGAUAUUUAGACAUACCAAUCCCAUUGUGGAAAAUGGACAGACUCAUCCAUGCCAAAAAGUCAUACAGGAAAUAUGGCCAGUUUUAUCCGAGACUCUAAAUAAACACCGGGCUGAUAAUCGGAUUGUAGAGCGUUGUUGCAGGUGCCUUCGCUUUGCUGUUCGCUGUGUAGGCAAAGGUUCUGCAGCCCUGCUGCAACCACUAGUCACACAGAUGGUGAAUGUAUACCAUGUACAUCAGCAUUCCUGUUUCCUGUACCUUGGCAGUAUCCUUGUUGAUGAGUAUGGCAUGGAAGAAGGCUGUCGGCAGGGACUUCUAGACAUGCUCCAGGCACUGUGCAUCCCUACCUUUCAACUCCUGGAACAGCAGAAUGGUCUCCAGAACCACCCUGACACUGUAGAUGACCUGUUCAGGCUAGCUACCAGGUUUAUUCAGCGUAGCCCUGUCACCUUACUGAGGAGCCAAGUAGUCAUCCCAAUCUUACAGUGGGCCAUUGCCUCUACUACCCUGGAUCACCGGGAUGCCAAUUGUAGUGUCAUGAGGUUCCUACGAGACCUCAUCCAUACAGGGGUAGCCAAUGAUCAUGAAGAAGACUUUGAAUUACGAAAAGAACUAAUUGGACAGGUGAUGAACCAGCUUGGACAACAGCUUGUAAGCCAGCUGCUCCAUACAUGUUGCUUUUGUCUCCCCCCCUAUACCUUACCAGAUGUGGCUGAAGUGCUCUGGGAGAUCAUGCAGGUUGACAGACCGACCUUUUGUCGAUGGUUAGAGAAUUCUUUGAAAGGUUUGCCAAAGGAGACAACUGUGGGAGCUGUUACAGUGACACACAAACAACUUACAGACUUCCACAAGCAAGUCACUAGUGCUGAGGAAUGUAAGCAAGUUUGCUGGGCCUUGCGAGACUUCACCAGAUUGUUUCGAUAGCUCACACUCCUGCACUGUGCCUGUCACCCAGGAAUGUCUUUUUUAAUUAGAAGACAGGAAGAAAACAAAACCCAGACUGUGUCCCACAAUCAGAAACCUCCGACGCGGCAGAGGGGCCUUCACUGCCCCCAGGGUGUCCAACCCAGACAGGGAGAGACUCCAGCCUUCCCAGGCGUCCUGAGGAGUUCCUGUUUGGGGGUGUGAGGGAAAAUCAGCGCGGUUUAAAAAAGAUGGCUGCAGCCUGUCCGGCGUGGUGGGAGGGGAGCUGGUUUCCUGGUGAACUUGUUUCUAAAAGGAAAAACAAUUUCAAGGAAAUAAAAAGGAAAGCUAAAUUGAAACCAGUACUGAAACAUUCGCCUGAUAAGCAAAUGGUAUACACAGAUACAACACGCUAAGUGCAGUACACAUAGAAAAACAAAAGUGAGGACUUGAUGUGAAACAAAAAUAUUCACUUAGGGAAAAUGUGGGAAAUCAAAUGAAUUUUAAAUAGCUACAGUUGGAAGUAAAGGGUCAGGGUCAUCUCUGAGAAUUUUCUAUUGUUUCACCUUCUUUCCCUCUCCUACUCCCCCUCCACUUCCCAACUUUAACACACGUGAAUAGAAAUAUUCCUCCCCCAACUGUUCUUCCUGCCUUGAGUUGUUAUGACAAGAAGCCUAUUCUUCUAUAUGUCAUGGUCAUGUCAGUGAUACUCAGGACCAGCCAGGGUCAAAAUUCAUAUUUAUGUAUAACCCAACCCUGACCCUAUUCAAUCUCUGAAUCCAGCCUUUGAGGGGGAAGAGCCACAUUGAGGUAUUGAGGUGGGGGGGGAUAGGAUAUAAAUGUGUAUUUUGUUUAGUUUUUCUUUCUUUUUUUUCCUUAGCAAACUAUUCACCCACAGACAUGAGGAAAAAAAAUAGGGUGGGAGAAGCAGAAGUGUUUACAGGGCUAAUUGUAUUUUACUAAAAAGCGUGGAAACUAACUGACUUCUUGUGGGGAUAAGGGCCAAAGUGGGGAGCCCAAACAGAUCUUAAUGUUUAAAAGGAGUGCAGCCCUGCACAGCCAUUAGAUUUGAGGGCACUGUUCUGUCUGGUGUUGUAGCCAUCUCAAGAACAAAUGAACAGCAACAAAACAACUGCAAAAAAAAAAAGACAAUAAAUUUUUAAAAUGUAA
Molecule: messenger RNA, 2783 nt
Organism: Marmota flaviventris (yellow-bellied marmot)
Lineage: Eukaryota; Metazoa; Chordata; Mammalia; Rodentia; Sciuridae
Source: RefSeq, a predicted model, not a curated record